This is a messenger RNA of Branchiostoma belcheri (Belcher's lancelet), 891 nucleotides long. Its product is annotated as 60S ribosomal protein L7a-like. The record is from RefSeq and is a predicted model, not a curated record. Gene Ontology annotation, cellular component: ribonucleoprotein complex. Lineage: Eukaryota; Metazoa; Chordata; Leptocardii; Amphioxiformes; Branchiostomatidae. Gene Ontology annotation, biological process: ribosome biogenesis. Bases 1 to 834 code for a protein of 277 amino acids. The transcript is spliced from 7 exons.
AUGGUGGUAUCAUCUCUCCUUCCCCAGCCGAAGGGAAAAGUAGCUCGCUCGAGGGGGAAGAAGGUGGCUCCGCCCCCUGCGGUGGCCAGGAAAGCUGAGCCUAAGAAGAAGGAACAGAACCCUCUGUUCGAGAAGAGGCCUCGCAAUUAUGGCAUCGGCCAGGACAUCCAGCCGAAGCGAGACUUGAGCCGUUUCGUGCGCUGGCCAAAGUACGUGCGGCUCCAGCGUCAGCGGGCGAUCCUGUACAAGCGUCUGAAGGUUCCACCACCCAUCAACCAGUUCACACAGGCACUGGACAGGCAGACAGCCACUCAGCUGUUCCGCCUCGCUACAAAGUACCGCCCCGAGACCAAGGUCGAACGUAAGAAGCGUCUGUUGGAGCGUGCUAAGAAGCGUGUGUCCGGGAAGGAAGACGUCCCGACAGAACGCCCCCCUGUCCUCCGCUCUGGUGUCAACACGGUCACCACUCUGGUGGAGUCCAAGAAGGCCCAGCUGGUGGUCAUAGCUCAUGACGUCGACCCUAUCGAGUUGGUGCUGUUCCUGCCAGCCCUUUGUCGGAAAAUGAACGUUCCCUACUGCAUCGUGAAAGGGAAGGCCCGUCUGGGCAGACUGGUGCACCGCAAGACCUGCACCUGCGUAGCCUUCAGUAAAGUCAAUCCUGAGGACAAGGGACAACUAGCAAAGCUGAUUGACGCUGUCAAGAACAACUACAACGAAAGAUUUGACGAGAUCCGGCGGCACUGGGGCGGUGGUGUCAUGGGCAACAAGUCCCUUGCCCGCAUCGCGAAGCUGGAGAAGGCCAAGGCCAAGGAGCUUGCUCAGAAGAUGGGAUAGACAUCCACAGAUUUAUCAGAGAAGCUCUAAAAAUGUAAUAAACAUUUCCAUCCCAAA